Molecule: messenger RNA, 216 nt
Organism: Haemonchus placei
Lineage: Eukaryota; Metazoa; Nematoda; Chromadorea; Rhabditida; Trichostrongylidae
Source: the annotation of a GenBank genome assembly
AUGUAUGUACUUCCGAAUUGUGCACUUUUAAUGGGCAUUUCAUUUCAGAGUGGACGUACGCAAGGGUCAGCUGUUGAUCAUCGAGAACUUGGUGAAAAGUUGAAUAGGCUAUUCAUUGCACUCGUCUUCGUCACUGAAUACGAUGCCGUCGGCAAAAGUCGCGGAUGGUUCGUAUUCACAGCAUCGGCAGGGAUUAAAGAAUGGAUUGAAGCGUAA